CAGCAGAUAUAAUUCUUGUCUCCCAAUAAUGGAUCUACUGAGUCUUAUCAAUAGAAGAAAAGCCAGUUUAAAGCCUUGCAGCACUACCGUAACUGACAUGCAAGGAAAGAGAUACGAGAUUGUCAAUGGCGAAGUGAAACGAAUCUCGCAAGGUUUCGCAUUUGUGAUAGAUACAAAACCUAACCUACAAGUGGCACAAAUACUGCCUGGACUAUACCUUGGUUCGCAAGAUCCUGCUCUCAGCAUUGAAUUAUUAACAGAAUUUCAAAUACAUCACAUACUGAGCAUUGGUAUUGAUAUACCAAUCAAAUUUGGUGGAAUUCACUACCACUAUAUAGACCUGCUGGACUUGCCGGAAUGCGAUAUUCUUGAAGCAUUAAAAAAAUGUAUCAAAUUAAUUCAUACCCAUCGGACCGAGAACAUUUUUGUGCAUUGCAAUGCAGGAGUGUCUCGGUCACCUGCCAUAGUAAUAUCCUACUUAAUGGCGGUGGAGCAGUUAGACUACGAGUGUGCUUACGAAAGAGUCAAGAGUACAAGGACCUGUAUUAAACCAAAUGAAGGAUUCGCCCGACAACUAAAAUUAUUAAACCCAAAGGACUUAUAUUCGUACAUCGAAAAGCUCCCCACAGGCAACUGAUAAAACCCUAUUUCAAUUGUCAAAUACUAAAAGUUUACAGUAAGUAACAAUUGUGGUAAAGUUCGGGAAUUAUAGCAAUAGUGAUUAACCGGUGUGAUAUGACGUGAAGGUGUCGUCUUGUGAGUAAAAUUGCGACACAUUUGUGACCAGAGUGUACAAGCUAGACGAUUUACUUUAACAAGUCGUUUUGCAAUUGCUUGCUAGAAAGACUUGCAGUAAUAAAUUUGCUGCAAAUUUGUUGGUGAUAUGACAAUCGAUGUGUUAACAAGAUAUGUCACAAGUUACCUGCCCAGGGACCCGAAUCUUUAAAAUCGAAAAAGAGUACGCAGAAGAGCUGAACUACGAAGAUGCUUGCGAGAGGAUUAAAAACCUAUUUUUUAAAGUAAAAGGACUAUCAUCCUGCAACAGGAAUUUUCCUCGAUGGUCUAUGAACAGGAUCACGGCAGUAUGUAGAAGCGAAUUAUACAUGCACUAUAUAUUAUGUUAGACUUGUGUAUUAUGACAUCAUUGACUUAUCGUAUGCAUUGAAUAGUAUUCCAAUAUAGUUACAAUAAUUGAUGUCUACAACCGAUUAAAAGAGUGGUACGUGACCAUGUUGCAUAGCUUUUAUCUUCGCUCUCCUCACCGAACGAGAGGCAUGUCUUUUUUAAAUCUCCGAACACUGGCUCGAUCUAUGUAUAGCGUGUCGCGUGUUGUAUAUACGCAACGCGUAGGUCGUCGUACCAAGUAGGCUUAUAAAAAUUCCUGUAAAUCUAAAAAAUAUAAUUAAUUUCUGUA
Messenger RNA from Orussus abietinus, 1414 nucleotides. Its product is annotated as dual specificity protein phosphatase 19. Gene Ontology annotation, biological process: regulation of MAP kinase activity; protein dephosphorylation. Gene Ontology annotation, cellular component: cytoplasm. The coding region runs from base 29 to 637 and encodes 202 amino acids. Lineage: Eukaryota; Metazoa; Arthropoda; Insecta; Hymenoptera; Orussidae. The record is from RefSeq and is a predicted model, not a curated record. Gene Ontology annotation, molecular function: JUN kinase phosphatase activity. The transcript has a single exon.